Molecule: messenger RNA, 915 nt
Organism: Caenorhabditis briggsae
Lineage: Eukaryota; Metazoa; Nematoda; Chromadorea; Rhabditida; Rhabditidae
Gene: Cbr-islo-1
Product: Protein CBR-ISLO-1
Exons: 4
Coding region: 1-915 (304 amino acids)
Source: RefSeq, a predicted model, not a curated record
AUGGUACAAGCCGGAGCCAGUGAGAUCGAUCCUCUGCAAUGGACCGGAAAUCAAAGAGUUCUUCACUUUGGGCCAAUGGCUCAGAGAGAUCCAUACUUUUACUAUUAUCCUAAAGGAUGGGAUAUUUUGUACCCAGCAACAUUUGGUUUCUUCCCUUACAGAACAUCAAAAUUCCGUGGAUCUUCUUCCCUCAUUUGUUGCACAGCUUUCGGAGUUUUCCUCUUGAUUGGUGGCCUUUUGAUGUCUCUUCUUGGUUUCAAAUAUCUCUACACUUCCCCAUUUUGGACUUGGCCUUAUGAACAACGUAUUCGACCACCUCCUAUUCAAAUCGCUGGACCUAUUCUGUUUGGAUUGGGUUGUAUAUUCUUGUUCGUUUCUUUAAUAUACUUUUUGUGUACAACAAAGCUAUGCGAUCUCUCUUUGCAUCACACGAAGAAGCAUAAUGAUCCGGCGAGAUUAACGACUAUUACUACACAUUAUGCGCCACUACCUCCGAUAUUCGAAAAGGAUCCUUACCAACCACUUCCUCCACCUGCAUAUCCCGUACUGGAAAACAGGCAUGCAAUGACCAAUGUAGUCAAGCCUCAUGAUGAAAAGAAACUUUAUCCUCCUGUAAUCCCUGGAUGCUCCACCCUUUCUCUUCAUCGACGUUCUCCAAACAACAUCUUCGUAGCCAGCCCCUACAAUACACUUCGAGCCACCAGCGUUGGAAGAUAUCAAUCCGGAUUUUUAGAUACAAACUCUAUAAUGGAAAAUCGAUUCGGAUCGAGGCAACCAUCAGUGACAAGUCGACGACAAUCUAGUGAGGCUUCCAGUCAGAAAAGAUCAAAAUCAAUGGGACCAUUACAUCGGACAGGAUCGAAUCGAAGCAAAGGAUCAGGAAGAUCAAGAAGAAGAGAAAACAGCCAAGUUUAG